AUGGCCAUAGUCAGUCAGGCGCCGUUUAAUGAGGUGUCCGAACUUCUCGGUGAGAAUAACGGGAGGUUCAAGGAUCUAGUCAAGGGCCAUCUAGGAACUCUGCUGUUUGCUCCACUCAGAGAUGGAUUCUCGCUGCCAGCUACAUCGAUUACUACCUGGGUUGGUAAAUAUUUGGACCAAGUCUAUGCGCAGUUCAAGCUUAGUGACUGGCUUACUCUUUUGGUUAUCGACCGAGUCACUCUCUUUAACCAGGUUGAGGUUGAGGGAUCUCAAAACGUCAGCAGCUUUCUCUUCAAUUCCGAAAAACAUGAUGUCCAGCCUGACUGGAUGAACAUAUGGUCUGUGGCUGCUCUCAAACAAAUUGUUGACCCCGGUGAGAGGCUUUGGAAGGGACCUAUGCUUGUUAUUCAUGGUGACAAAGAUCCAGCGGUGCACUGCAACGCAUCAUUGGCUACUUCAAAGGCUACUUACGAGAAGUAUUCUGGUGAUCUGGAAGUAUUGGGUAUUCCUGGAGUUGGUCACUUUCCUGGUAUGUAUGCAACUCGGUCGAUUUGGAUGGAUUGGAUUGAGGAUCGGUUCGAGAGACGCAAGGUCCACAAGCAGGGCUGUUUUCAGUCCAAGAUCGACCGGUUUCUACCUGACGAUCAUUAUCAGCAUGAUUCAAACUCCUUCCCUUUGUGGGCUGGCAAGUCCGAAUUGGCUUAUGAGCUUCCCCAGGGUCAUUAG
This is a messenger RNA of Fusarium oxysporum Fo47, 726 nucleotides long. RefSeq lists its product as uncharacterized. The coding region runs from base 1 to 726 and encodes 241 amino acids. Lineage: Eukaryota; Fungi; Ascomycota; Sordariomycetes; Hypocreales; Nectriaceae. The record is from RefSeq and is a predicted model, not a curated record. The transcript has a single exon. Gene Ontology annotation, molecular function: triacylglycerol lipase activity. Gene Ontology annotation, biological process: lipid catabolic process.